This is a messenger RNA of Cryptomeria japonica (Japanese cedar), 736 nucleotides long. Its product is annotated as patatin-like protein 2. Gene Ontology annotation, biological process: lipid metabolic process. The record is from RefSeq and is a predicted model, not a curated record. Lineage: Eukaryota; Viridiplantae; Streptophyta; Pinopsida; Cupressales; Cupressaceae. The transcript is spliced from 3 exons. The coding region runs from base 132 to 500 and encodes 122 amino acids. Gene Ontology annotation, molecular function: glycerophospholipase activity; monoacylglycerol lipase activity.
UCUUCUUCUUGGCAAUUACAGAUUCCAAAUAGUGGUUUGCCAAUUAAUUAAGUUGCAUCCCUAUCAUCACAUAUCGUCUUAUUUCAUUCAAUAUUUGUCUGUAACAGUAGUCCUGGUUUGAACUAAGUGCAAUGGCAACCAUGAAACACCUGUCAGCCAGUGAUGGAGAUAUGAUCACCAUUCUUAGCAUUGACGGAGGAGGCGUCCGGGGGAUCAUCCCUGCAACUAUUCUUCAAUUUCUAGAGGCAGAACUUCAGAAACUCGAUGGUCCAGACGUCAGAUUAGCAGAUUAUUUCGAUGUCAUUGCGGGGACAAGCACAGGAGGUCUCGUUACCGCAAUGCUAACUGCUCCAAACAAGCAAAACAGACCAUUGUUUGCGGCCAGGGACAUUAUACAGUUCUACUUGGAGCAGUGCCCUUCAAUUUUCCCAGUCAAAAGGUUUGCAAAGGAACUCUCGGAGGAAAGAAAGUUGCGAAUCAAGCGAUCAUCUGUGGUAUAGUUUGUCGUAUGAGUACUUCAACGAAACUACGUGAAACACGCGAAUAAACGACUGUAGACCUUUUGAUUUAUUUCUUAGUGCUGGUGUCACAUGACAAUUUGUCUGCUGCCUAUUUCAGUGUGUAAUAAUGGCAACUUAUUUAACUCGGAGCUGAAGUAAACCUGUCAAUGUCAAUGAUGUGAAAUGAAAUGAAAGUAUUUUUUUUCAUUUCUUUUAAAAAAAAUAUGAGUAUGGGA